Messenger RNA from Diaporthe citri, 1479 nucleotides. RefSeq lists its product as uncharacterized. The record is from RefSeq and is a predicted model, not a curated record. The transcript has 3 exons. The coding region runs from base 1 to 1479 and encodes 492 amino acids. NCBI's taxonomy places the organism in Eukaryota, Fungi, Ascomycota, Sordariomycetes, Diaporthales, Diaporthaceae.
AUGUCAGCCGACGACCAACAGUUCCUCGACGUGCUGUCGUCGAUACCAAAUCACGUCAAACAGUACUCAUCUGAAGUCGCUGAUGUGAUCGAUCGUCACGUCGACAAACUUGCAGAGCAGGUCCGCGAGACCUUGUCCUCCCAGGAUUGGAUACCAGACGUGGUCCGCCCACGCGGCAGACCUCCCCCUCCCCCAGCAGCCCUCUCCAUAUCGUCCUCGGCAUGCGAAAGAGUCCAGGACUGGGUUUCAAGACACAGGCUACUGACGGGUUUGGUGGUCCUGACCACGGGCGUGCUUGUUUACCGAGGCUACAAGAAGGGAAAGCACAGUCGGAAGACGCGGAGGGCACGGCGUGCACGAAAUGGAGGUCGACUCGAGGUUGUUGUCAUCGCCGGUGACCCAAAACUUCCCCUGACGAGGUCGCUCUCGCUGGAUCUCGAGAGACGCGGGUUCAUUGUCUACAUCGCCUGCAACACGCUAGAUGACGAGGCCAUGGUUCAAAAUCUGUCCAGGCCAGAUGUCCGGCCCUUGGGAAUAGACAUCACUGAUCCUCCCAGUGCUGGCGCCUCCAUCGAACGCUUUGCACAAUACAUUCAGGCUCCUCAUGCAGCUGUCCCAGGCGCGAAGCAGAAUUACCUCAGCCUGAGAUCCGUCAUUCUCAUCCCGUCUCUGAAUUACCAGACGUCACCCAUAGCAACAAUCCCGCCGUCUAGCUUCGCAGAUCUCUUCAACACACACCUGCUCUACCCCAUCCUUACUAUCCAAGCAUUCCUUCCCCUCUUGACGGCCAAGCUCACCUCUUCCGGUGCCGAAAAGUCACCCCCCAAAGUCCUCGUCUUCACUCCUUCGAUCAUGUCGUCCAUAAACCCGCCCUUCCACGCUCCCGAGGCAACAGUCUGCUCUGCCCUAUCAGCUUUCACUGAGGUCUUGGCCGGUGAGCUGAAGCCGUUGUCCAUACCAGUGACACACGUCCAGCUAGGCACCUUCGAUUUCUCCGGCUUCACACCUGGAUCCCUGCGCUCGCAACAGCCAAGCGGCCUUCUGACCGCCCCGCCAACGGAGACGCUCACGUGGCCCGACGCUGCAAGAAAGACUUACGGGCGCAAUUUCGUCAAUACCUCCACCUCUGCAAUCUCGGCAGGUCUCGUGCGCGGUAUGAGAGGAUCCUCGCUCCGAGACCUGCACAACGCCGUAUUCGAUGUCAUAGACGGAUCGAAUACCAGUGGCGUGGUGAGAGUCGGCCUGGGUGCAGAUCUAUAUGGCUUUGUUGGGAGGUGGAUGCCACGCACCUUCGUUCAAUGGAUGAUGGGCAUGAGGAAGGUGGACGAAUUGUCGAGCUGGCAGGGUAGUCACCACCCGAGCCCAAAACUGGGUAGCGAGAGUGGAGAUGGAGACGGUUCGAGCCGAUUUGGGUCGGACUCCCAGUACAUAAAUGUGAAUCAGGCAAGCGCUGACGCGCAUGUCUGGAAGGAAGGUUGA